Molecule: messenger RNA, 936 nt
Organism: Wallemia ichthyophaga EXF-994
Lineage: Eukaryota; Fungi; Basidiomycota; Wallemiomycetes; Wallemiales; Wallemiaceae
Product: Thymidylate synthase
Exons: 2
Coding region: 1-936 (311 amino acids)
Biological process (GO): dTMP biosynthetic process
Cellular component (GO): mitochondrion; cytosol
Molecular function (GO): thymidylate synthase activity
Source: RefSeq, a predicted model, not a curated record
AUGGAUUUACUCAACGAAGACGCGUACCUCGAUUUGAUCCGGCGUGUUCUUGAUCACGGCAACAGUCGCGGCGAUAGAACAGGCACAGGAACCAUCUCCCUCUUCGCUCCCCAGAACAUGCGUUUCACCCUCUCAGACAACACACUGCCACUGCUAACGACUAAACGCGUUUUCUGGCGCGGUGUUGCUGAGGAGUUGCUGUGGUUUAUCAGUGGCAGUACCCACGCCAAUCAGCUCAGCGAUAAGGGCGUCAAGAUUUGGGACGGGAAUGGCAGCAGACACUUUCUCGAUAAACUCGGUUUUCACGAUAGAGAAGUGGGUGACCUCGGUCCCGUGUAUGGCUUCCAAUGGAGGCAUUUCGGGGCUUCCUAUCAAGGCCCAGCUCACGAUUACACCGGCGAAGGCGUCGAUCAACUCGCACAGGUCAUAAAUACUAUCAAAACUAAUCCCUACGACAGGCGUAUCAUAUUGAGCGCCUGGAACCCUCUGGAUAUCCCACAGAUGGCUCUCCCGCCUUGUCACGUGCUUGCACAGUUCUACGUCACCGACCCGAAUAGCGGUGAUGGGGGUGAUAGUGCUAGUAGCCAUACCAACCACGAAAGCGGGAAAAAGAAACUCUCUUGCCUCCUCUAUCAACGCUCAGCAGAUUUGGGACUAGGUAUACCUUUCAAUAUAGCCUCUUACGCGCUGCUGACCCACAUGAUUGCUCAUGUCACCCAAACUGAUGCUCACGAACUCAUCAUUCAGCUCGGAGAUGCACACGUAUACUCGAACCACAUCGACGCUCUGCGCACACAGCUAGAGAGAGAGCCACGGCCACUCCCAAAGCUGCAGUUCAAGAGGAACGUUCAAGAUAUCGACAGCUUCACCUUUGAUGACUUUGUCGUUGAUGGUUACAACCCUCAUGCUAAAAUUCCUAUGCAAAUGGCAGUGUGA